Molecule: messenger RNA, 2964 nt
Organism: Dictyostelium purpureum
Lineage: Eukaryota; Evosea; Eumycetozoa; Dictyosteliales; Dictyosteliaceae
Exons: 1
Coding region: 86-2941 (951 amino acids)
Source: RefSeq, a predicted model, not a curated record
AUAAAUUAUAAAUAACAAAUAAUAAAUAAUAAAUAAUAAAUAACAAUAGUAACAAUAAUAUCAAUAUAAUAAUGGUAAAUAAAAAAUGGUUAAUUUAAAAGAAGUAGAAUAUAAUGAAAGUUUAAUUAAAUUACAAGAGAUAUUGGAAUCUGAAAAAGAGAUUUCACCAGAAGGAAAUGAUUACAGCAAAUCAAAUUAUUACUGCGAGGGUAUCUUGGAGAAUGCAGAUACUCAAGUUGAUAUCGAUGGUUUUGGUCAAUUAGAGUUUCCUUGUCAAGAGAAACAAUUGAAAAUGUUGAUCGAAAAAUUAGGAAUACGUGCACCAUAUGGCAAAGGUGGCGAAACAAUUACAGAUUUAUCAGUUAGAAAAGUGUGGCAAAUUCCAGCAGAUCAAAUAAAUCUGAAUCAUCCAACAUGGCCAAAAACAGUUGAUACUAUUUUAAAUAAAUUAAAGAAUGAACUUGGUGUUUUUGAUGAAAAGAUUCAAGCUAAUUUAUACAAGAUGUUAAUUUAUGACCAAGGUGGAUUCUUUUUACCACAUACCGAUUCAGAAAAAGAACAUAGAAUGUUUGGUACUUUAGUAAUUGUUUUACCAAGUUCACAUAAAGGAGGUGACUUAAUCAUUAAACAUGGCAAUAAAUCGGUUACAUUAAAUUUAGAAAAUGAUCAGCUAAAUCAACUCAAGUACUCUUCAUUUUAUAGUGACUGUCAACAUGAAGUUAAACCAAUUACAAGUGGCUAUAGGGUAUGCUUGGUUUACAAUUUAAUCAAAACUGGUAAAAGAAUGUUAGAGGAAAACGAAAUCAAUGGUGGUGAUAGAAAAGAAAGGAAAUUAAAUGGUGAAUUUAGAAAUAAUGAUCAAGAAAAUGAAACUGUAGAGUUUUUAGAAAGAGAAAUUAAUCAACAAUUAAAAAAUUCAAAUAAACUAGUUUAUGUAUUUAACCAUCACUAUACAAAUGCACAAAGAACCUUUGAAGAUUUACGUGGCAAGGAUAAGUUAAUUGUUGAAAAGCUAAUGGCCAUCAAGGAUAGAUGUAAAUUUAUAUUAUAUUUAGCAGAACUAAAACUUAUUGAAAACAGUUUUGGUGAAUUUAAUGAAGAAGAUACCUCGAUGGGAUAUGAAGAGAUUGGCGUGGAAAUUGGAGAAACCCAGGUACAAAAAUUUACAGAUAUAAAUGGAAAACAAUGGAAUGUCAAAAGAUUAAAUGUAGAUAUUAAAAAGGAGAUUUUCCCAAAAGAUUGUUUCAAUACUAUAGAAUCCUAUAAAAUUGCAGCUAGUGGUCCAACAGGUAACGAGGGCUCAACUGAAGAUAGAUUUUACAAGACUACAGCACUAGUAAUAAUCAAAUCUCAAGAUAAAGUAAAUACUGUUAUUAAAGAUGGUACCAAAGAUGAUAUACCAAUGGUUGUUUUAUCGGAUAUAGUAUUACCAAUGAUUGAAAACUACUCAAAAACUAAUGACACAGACACAAAAGAAUGCGCACAAAUUAUAAUAGAUCAGUAUUUUAAUCACCCAAAAAUCAAACCAACAUUAACUAUUUCAAAACAACUUAGAUCCACCAUUAAAAAGUAUUGCCCAUCACAAGAGAAAGCUUUGUUUGUUGAAUUGAUCAAGUCAUAUCAAAAUCAUCAAAAAGAAUUUUAUAUAAAUAUCGAAAAAAUUAUAAACUAUUUUACAAAAGAACAAAUACUCAAUAUAGUAAAGAAACCUAUACCAUAUGACUAUAGUAAUCAUAAACCAAAUGCAAAAACCAAUAAUAUUUUAACAGCAUUCAAAAACUUAAUAAAAAUAAUAACAAAUAGCAAUAAUAAAAUAGAUAAUAAAAUAGAUAAUCAGGUUAUACAAGAAUUUAUUGAUAGUAAUAUUGAAUUUUUCAAACCAAAAGUACCAAUUCCAAAUAUUAAAUCAUCCUAUAAUAAUUAUCAACAGUUUCAAACAAAUAAUUUUCCAUCAGUUUUAAUCCAACACUAUCCAGAAUAUAUUAAAAUAUUUAAAGAUUCGAUAAAUCAUUCGCUCAGUUUCGAAUUACCAUUAGAUUCAUUAGUAACCCUUAAUAACUUUUGUAAAUUAUUUGAUGAUCAGCCACAAGAAAUUAAUCAGCAAUUAGAUAGAGAAAAAGAAAAAAUCGAUAUAAUAUACCAUCAAAUAAUAUCAAACAACCUCAAAGAUUAUUUAGCUAUAGACUCACCACAGGAUAGCUGCUCAAUAGAUCAAUUGUAUAGAAAUUGGGAGCAACUUGUAUAUCCAAUUAAAGAUACCAAAGUAUUUCAAAAAUUAUUUUUUGAAAGUUUAAUCUAUUCAAAUACCAACAUACAGGUUAUAUUAGAUUUCAUCCAAAGAAUAUUUGAAGGUUAUGAUAAUGAAGGUGCAAAUAACAAUACCACCAAAGUUCUUGUAGAUGAAAAUAAACUCAAUAUUGAAGCAUUUACUGUACUUUACGAAACAACAUUAACAAACUAUAUUGAAUCAAUUACUAAACCAACUCUAAAAAACUAUAAAUACAACCCUAUAACAGAGUGCGUAUGUGAUAUAUGUAAGAGUUUAAAUAGAUUUAUGAAGGACCAUAAAAGAACCACAUACAGCACAGAAAUUACAGAUAUAGGUAAAAAAAACUAUAUUUCAAAAUUACUCGAUAGCAAUAAUAAUAUUUUGCAAUACACAAAUAGACAAAAGAAAUACUCAACACCAGGUGGUCAUAAUAUAGAAAAGAAAUUUAAUCCAACUACAUUCAUUCAUCCUGAUGAUUUUGUUAAAGCAGUAGAAAAAAUAAAAACACUUGUACAAGAAUUUAAAACAAUAUUACCAAAUCAAUGUAGCAGCUAUACAAUCAAAACAAUUGAACAGUUUUUAAACAAUAGUGAUAAAAUAUUAAAGAACUCUAAAACAAUCAUUCCUUCUAUAAAAAUUAAAAAGAAAAAAAUUAAAAAAAUGAAAAAAUAAAAAUAAAUUAAAUUUAUAUUCAU